AUGUUAUCUCUAUUAUUCAUCCUUAUUAUUCAACAUAUUUCAGCUCAAUCACAUUUAACAUCUAAUCAAACACGUUUCGAAGUUGAACUAUUAAAUAGACUUGAAUUUGAACAUGAAGCUAAAGUAGUUGGUCAUGGUGGACAUUAUCAUUUUACAAUAUUCAAUACAAGUUACGCUAGAAAUGUAUUAAAUAUCAGUUCGUAUUAUCUAUCGAUAACUUAUAUCGAUAAACAAUCACGUGAAGAACGACUUGAUACGGUUGAGUUGCCUCCAGAGGAAGUUCACUAUAAGGGCACGCUAAAAAUGGAACAUUUAGAAGCCGAAGGCAACUAUUUAAUAUGUGUAUUAUUUCUUAAAAAUAAUCGAUCAGGUUUAAUUGGUUCAAGUCGUUUUUGUCAUGUUGUUUCAGUGGCAGACACAUGCCAAUUGGACGAAUUAAAAGUAUCAUUUGAUAAUCAACCUGUUUAUCUUCUAAUUAUUUUAGUUGUUGUUAUAUUAGCUGCUAUUGUUAUAUUUUCAUUUGUACGUGCUUAUAUAUAUCGACCACGUACCAUUGAAGAUUAUUUAAGUAAACUACCUGAUGUUCACAAAGAAAAUUUACAAGAUCUUGCCGGUCCGCGUAUUAUUUCACGAUUAAGACAUGUAAAUCCAGCAUUGGAUCAACUUUUGCAAAAUGGCUCAAUUUGUACGAUUAUUUCUGACGAUGAAAAUCAACCAUCAAAUCAACAUGUCUAUACAAAUGCAUCAUUAGAUACUAUAGCCGAAUGA
This is a messenger RNA of Rotaria socialis, 768 nucleotides long. Lineage: Eukaryota; Metazoa; Rotifera; Eurotatoria; Philodinida; Philodinidae. The record is from the annotation of a GenBank genome assembly.